Elgaria multicarinata webbii is the source of this 2085-nucleotide messenger RNA. RefSeq names its product vomeronasal type-2 receptor 26-like. Gene Ontology annotation, biological process: G protein-coupled receptor signaling pathway. Lineage: Eukaryota; Metazoa; Chordata; Lepidosauria; Squamata; Anguidae. Gene Ontology annotation, molecular function: G protein-coupled receptor activity. The record is from RefSeq and is a predicted model, not a curated record. The transcript is spliced from 4 exons. Gene Ontology annotation, cellular component: plasma membrane. Bases 1 to 2085 code for a protein of 694 amino acids.
AUGGUCCCCAAUGAAGCCCUUCAGUACCAGGGAAUUAUCCACCUACUUCAACAUUUCCAGUGGAAAUGGGUUGGGCUCAUCACCAUGGAAGAUGAAGGUGGAGAACAUUUCUUGCGGACCGUGGAGCCGAUGCUUUCCCAGAAUGGGAUCUGUUCAGAAUUCACAGAAAGACUUGAAACAAAUUGGCAUUUCUUUGACCUGGGUGAAGUUAUCAAUCGUACACUGACUCACCUUACCAUUUUCAUGCCGAAAAAAGCCAAUGCAGUUCUUAUGUAUGGAGAAAAUACAACCAUUAUGUGGUUGGCAUCUAUUAUAUUGGUAGCAACUGUUUUUCCUCUAACAGAUCAGCAGCAUUCAGGGGAAAUCUCUGGCAGAAGAGUAUGGAUUACAACAGCCCAAAUUGAUUUCACCAUACAUAUCCUUCAAAAGGCUUUUGACAUGCAAAUACUUCAUGGUGCUAUUGCUUUCACAAUUCACUCAAGACAACCUCCAGGCUUCCAAAACUUUCUUCAGAUGAUCAACCCUACUGAAGCAAAAGCAGAUGGAUUCAUCACAGAAUUCUGGGAACAAGCAUUUGGGUGCCUUAUGCCAACUUCUGAUGCAUCACCUAAUAUCAAUGAAACAUGUACUGGGCAGGAAGUGAUGGAGACUCUUCCUUCACCUUUCUUUGAAAUGAGCAUGACGGGACACAGUUACAGUAUCUAUAAUGCUGUCUAUGCUGUUGCACAUGCCUUACAUAUACAUACCACUCACAUGUCUAUCUCCAACCACAGAGCAGUGAAGGAUGGGAGCAGGCUGGUGCCUCCGAAUGUGGAACCCUGGCAGCUCCACUCACUACUUCAGAGGAUUUCAUUCAAUAACAAUGCUGGAGAUGCCAUCACUUUUAAUGAACAUGGGGAAUUAGCAGCUGGAUUUGACAUUAUGAACUUGGUCACAUUCCCAAAUAACUCAUUUUUCAAAGUCAAAGUUGGAAAGCUGGAUCCUCAGGCUCCUCCAGGAAAAUUGUUUGUCCUUAAUGAAGACAGAAUCCAGUGGCACAGAGAGUUCACUCAGCUGCCACCGCUUUCGGUAUGCAAUGACCACUGUCCUCUUGGAUAUGGGAAGAAAAGGAAGGAGGGGGAGAAAUUUUGCUGCUAUGAGUGUGCUCCAUGUCCAGCAAGGAUGGUAUCAGACCAGAUGGGCUCAGAAACUUGUGUCCAUUGUCCAGAGGAUCACUUUCCAAACAAUGGCCAUGAUGAAUGCAUUCCUAAGAUUCCAAACUUCCUUUCUUUUCAAGACCCUUUGGGCAUCACUUUAGCUAUUUUGGCUCUUUUCUUUUCUCUGAUCACAGCUCUGGUGCUCGAAGUAUUCAUUAAGCAACAGGACACUCCCAUUGUCAAAGCCAACAACCGAAACCUCACCUACAUUCUCCUCAUUUCCCUCCUCCUUUGUUUCCUCUGUGGUGUACUGUUCAUCGGAAGGCCUGAAAGGAUGACCUGCCUCCUACGGCAAACAGCAUUUGGGAUCAUUUUCUCUAUUGCUGUUUCUUCUAUUUUGGCCAAAACAGUAACAGUGGUUGUGGCUUUCAUGGCCUCCAAGCCAGGGAACAUCUUCCACAAAUGGGUGGGGAAAAGAUUGGCACAUUCUAUUGUCUUCUCCAGCUCGCUUCUUCAGUUAGGUAUAUGUGCUCUUUGGUUGGGUACUUCUCCCCCAUUCCCAGACUUGGACAUGCAUUCAUUCUCUGAAGAAAUCAUAGUAGAAUGUAAUGAAGGGUCAGUCACCAUGUUCUACUGUGUCUUGGGAUACAUGGGCUUUCUGGCCAUUCUCAGCUUUACUGUGGCUUUCUUUGCAAGGAAAUUACCUGACAGUUUUAAUGAAGCCAAGUUCAUCACCUUCAGCAUGUUGCUCUUUUGUAGUGUUUGGGUGUCCUUUGUUCCAACCUACCUGAGCACCAGAGGGAAAUACAUGGUGGCUGUGGAGAUCUUCUCCAUCUUGGCCUCUAGUGCUGGAUUAGUGGGCUGCAUCUUUUUCCCCAAAUGUUACAUUAUUGUAGUGAGGCCUGAACUGAACAGCAGAGAGCAGCUAAUAAAGAAAAAGAAAAAAUAA